UUUAAAAGAUACAUCGCCAUAUUCUCCUCUCUGAUUUCUAGGGUUUCGUUUGAAAAAUCGACAAUGUCGAUUACUGUUAGUGUUUCCUCUCCGCUCUCUCUUUCUAAGUCGGCCACUACUACUUGUAGCUCUCUACUUCAAGAAUUGCAGGAAAUAUGGGAUGAGAUUGGGGAGAGUGACAGUGAGAGGGACAAAAAGCUUCUUCAAGUUGAGCAGGAAUGCCUCGACAUUUACCGUAGAAAUGUAGAUAAAGAGAGAAAAUACAAAGCUGAGCUGCAUCUGUCAUUAGCUGAGGCUGAUGCAGAAAUUUCCAAACUUGUAUCUGCCCUUGGAGAACAAGUUUCUUUGCCAUUGUCUGGAAAGAUGAAAGGUACCCUGAAGCAGAAAUUGGCUGUUAUUGAUCCUGUGUUAAAAGACAUAAGGACAAAGAAACAUGAAAGGAUUAAAGAGUUCUUGAAUAUAGAAACACAGAUAGCAGCGAUUUGUGCAGAAAUAGCAGGAAAUGACACAGUAAUUAGUCCCACAGAUAUUCAUGUAAGUGAACAAGACUUGACCGCUAAGAGAUUGGGAGAACUGAAGUCACAUCUUCAGGAACUUCAGUCUGAAAAGAACCUGCGUUUGCAACGAGUCAAUAGCUAUAUGAGCGCAAUUCAUGACCUUACAGUAGUUAUGUCACUUGAUUUCAAGAAUAUAAUAGCUAAUAUCAAUCCAAGCUUGGCGAAUCAUUUGAAUGUACAAUCAAAGAGCAUAAGCAAUGAAACACUUGCUAGCUUGACAAGUGAAGUCAAUUCACUGAAGCAAUUGAAACAGCAGCGGCUAGAAAGGCUUCAAGAUCUUGGCAGCUCUCUAAUAGAACUUUGGAACCUCAUGGACAUGCCAAUGGAGGAACAACUGAGGUUUAACCAUGUUACUUCCUUAGUUUCUUCCUCUGUUGAUGAGAUAACUAGACAAGGAUCCCUUGCCAUUCACAUUGUUGAGCAGGCUGAAGUGGAAGUUGAGCAUUUAAAUGCUCUAAAGACCAGUAAGCUGAGAGAAUUGAUAUUUAAGAGACAAAAUGAGCUCGAGGAAAUCUAUAGGAAUGUUCAUAUGGAUGUAGAUAGUGAGACUGCACGCCAGAUUUUAAUCCAGCUUAUGGACUCUGGCAGUGAUCUCUCUAAUCUGCUUUCAAGCAUGGAUGAUCAGGUGGUGAAAGCCAAAGAGCAAGCUUCAAGCAGGAAAGAAGUAUUAGAUAAAGUGGAGAAGUGGAAACAUGCUUCUCAAGAGGAAAGUUGGCUUGAUGAGUAUGAAAAGGAUGAUAAUCGUUAUAGUGCUGGGAAAGGUGUUCACAUCAAUUUGAAACGUGCAGAGAAAGCACGGAUUUUGGUCAGCAAAAUACCAUCUCUUGUUGAAAACUUGACUGCCAAGAUAAAGGCCUGGGAGAAGGAGAGAGGAAUGCCAUUUUUGUAUCACAAAGCCCCUCUAUUGCAUACUUUGGAAGAGUACAUCAUCUCGCGACAGGAAAAACAAGAAGAGAAACGUAGAUCUCGGGAACAAAAGCGGCUCCAAGAUCAAUUUGCUGUAGAACAAGAAACAAUCUACGGUUCAAAGUCUGCCAAGAAACCUCUGGGUAAUGCUAACACAGUGCCCGGAACUCCAAAUAGUCGACGUAUGUCUACACCUUCAGGUCGUUAUGGUGCAUCCAUAGGGGAGGAAAAGAGAGGAAGUGGUCAUGUUGGUGCUGCAAUACCCGUAAACUAUGUAAGCCUUGCAAAGGAUGAUCAGAAAUGUGGAUGACUUUAGGACUGUAAUUUUGACUUGUAGAAAGGUAUACAUAUCUGCUGAUUUUGCACAUGCUAAACCCACUGAUCCUCUGUGAGGUAGUAUAGCAUAUAUUAGAAUAAUGGGCAUGAAAAUGCACAUAUCAUCCUCUUCAUUUUCUUUACAGCAACUUUU
Solanum verrucosum is the source of this 1932-nucleotide messenger RNA. RefSeq names its product 65-kDa microtubule-associated protein 5. NCBI's taxonomy places the organism in Eukaryota, Viridiplantae, Streptophyta, Magnoliopsida, Solanales, Solanaceae. Gene Ontology annotation, cellular component: spindle; cytoplasm. Gene Ontology annotation, biological process: microtubule cytoskeleton organization. The transcript is spliced from 11 exons. Gene Ontology annotation, molecular function: microtubule binding. Bases 64 to 1773 code for a protein of 569 amino acids. The record is from RefSeq and is a predicted model, not a curated record.